Messenger RNA from Ilyonectria robusta, 1017 nucleotides. RefSeq lists its product as uncharacterized. Lineage: Eukaryota; Fungi; Ascomycota; Sordariomycetes; Hypocreales; Nectriaceae. The transcript has a single exon. Bases 330 to 923 code for a protein of 197 amino acids. The record is from RefSeq and is a predicted model, not a curated record.
CUCCGCUGUCGGGUCUGCGGGUUGUAUUUUGCAGCUUCUGUAAACAUUCCGAGACACCCUGGUGACCAAUGACUGCCAAUCAUCACUCCGGAAGCCCCGACGACGUGUUUGUGAUAUACAAUGCCAGCUGGGAUGAUGUUUGAUGAAUCUCCAAGCACGUCGAUCAAAACAGGGUCCCAGUCGGUUACAACUCCUUUACUUUGAUCCGAUACGUCACUUGAUAACGCCACAGAGCGUCCCCGCUAUCGACAUUCAACGGCUUAGGUUUAUCCUGCUAGGGUCAUGGAAGAGUGUUGCCGUAUUCAGUCGGUCUAAAACCACAGGGUUACAUGGUUGUCAAUUGCCGGACACAGCUUCGUAUCCAACCUGUGUCUAGACCGGCGGCGGAGACGACGACAGUUGCAAUUGACUCCAAGAACCUUUGUCGUCAUUGGCCGCAAGUCUGGAGAGGGGGCGGGCAGUAUCCAGGUCAACAACCUUCACGCCGUGCCCAGAUCCUUCGGAUCUUUGGGUCGUGGAUCGAUCGUGGCCGCCAGCCUAUGCGACGAGGCCGCAACAACACGCCUUCCCCCACACCCCACAAAAUCAAUGAUGGCCGUAUCUACGAUGCAACGCCAUCCCGUAUCAUUGACUUGGUGUGGUUGCCCUUGACGCGGCCUGACAACCUCGGUGUCCGAGAGUGCAACAGUUUUCGCAUUGGGAUAAGGGUGGGGGGAUCAGCACGGCAACAAGGGACUGUUUCAAGAGCCCCAGAAAAUCUCCGAAGUCUCUGUGGAGGAGAGCCGCCCUGUGACGUGAUGCCAAUUCGCACUUUUGGGUUUACUCAGCCGGGCUGUUGCUUUGCCGCUGUUGGCAGUGUUGCUGAAGCUCGCCGGUUGCAUCGUCUGCAAGCCAAGCAACCGGAAGGGCCGGUCUCAUGGUGAAGUGGCGCGACGAGGCAGGCUGAGGAGACGCUGUGCGACUGCUAAGCAAGACUGCCGACAUGGAGAUGGCGCGUCAUUGUGUUUGUGGUGUGCA